This is a messenger RNA of Bombus pyrosoma, 468 nucleotides long. RefSeq lists its product as uncharacterized. Lineage: Eukaryota; Metazoa; Arthropoda; Insecta; Hymenoptera; Apidae. The record is from RefSeq and is a predicted model, not a curated record. The transcript has 2 exons. Bases 1 to 468 code for a protein of 155 amino acids.
AUGAAAAUUUAUUUCCUUCCUUUGCCUUUAUCUCCUUCGAUCGUUCGAUUCCUAUCACUGAAGCAUAUCGCACAGCGUGAAAAAUUGAUAAUGCAGAACUAUUUAGCGGCACGUUAUCGCCGAGUUCACAACAGAAUCAAAGAUGUUGCAAUAUCGGAUCUCAGAGGGAAAUUUUCCAAAGCCGUCAAAGAAAUCAGAAUAUUAUCGUUGUUGCACCGUUUUCCACAAUCAUUGAGUAAAGUCUCCUUUGUCGGCGCAACAAUCGCGGCAUUUCCUGACAACCAUUACUGGCGCAAAUCUCGCCCCUUUAGGUUUUGGACAGUCUGUUUAAUCGUCUGUUUACCCGUGAUUUAUCAGUUUCAAGCAACGAAACCAGAGAAGCUAGAAAUCCUUAGACGAAACUUAGGAGCAUCGUCGGAAAGCAAUAGAACCGAAGAAGAGGAAGGAGGAAAUAUUCCACGUGGGUAG